This is a messenger RNA of Stomoxys calcitrans (stable fly), 2776 nucleotides long. RefSeq names its product vacuolar protein sorting-associated protein 16 homolog (gene Vps16A). Gene Ontology annotation, molecular function: actin binding. The transcript has 12 exons. The record is from RefSeq and is a predicted model, not a curated record. Bases 160 to 2685 code for a protein of 841 amino acids. Gene Ontology annotation, cellular component: cytoplasm; lysosomal membrane; endosome. Gene Ontology annotation, biological process: vacuole fusion, non-autophagic; intracellular protein transport; endosomal transport. NCBI's taxonomy places the organism in Eukaryota, Metazoa, Arthropoda, Insecta, Diptera, Muscidae.
AUGUUUUUUAUUCUGCUUUGUGUCCAAAUCUUUGUAUGUGAAAACAAACAAAUAAACCAAAUCAAAGAUAAUAUUGUUCCUUUGGUAAAAUACAGUCAUUCGCUGCUCGGAAAACAAAAUAAUAACUUUCAGUAAUUGGCUAAUCAACAAGUCACCAAGAUGCCAAUAAUGUACAAUACUGGUGAUUGGUUCGUUUUACGACCAACAACAUACAGAAAAUUAGACUUAUACACCCCGGAAUGGCCAUUAGAUCUGGAUCUGGAAUAUAUGACUGUAGCGUGUGCUCCAUAUGGUGGACCGAUAGCUGUUACCAGAGAUCCCAAUAAAAUUGUACCGGUUAAAGGAACAGCAAAACCGCUAAUACGUAUUUUGGAUACUGCUGGUCAGGAGUUGGGAAAAGUUUGGUGGAAUCAUGGUCGUCUAAUUUCAAUGGGCUGGUCCGACGCCGAAGAGUUGAUUUGUGUCCAAGAGGAUGCCUUAGUGUUCAUCUACGACAUGUUUGGCAAUGAAAAAGAGUCCUAUUGCAUUAGCCAAGAGGCUAGCGAAACAAAGGUACUGGAUGCCAAGAUCUUUCAAUCAACAGCUGGAACCGGCAUAGCAGUUAUGACAACAAAAUAUCGCAUUUUCCUCAAACAUACGAGUAGCAAGGAUUUUCGAUCUCGUCUCUUGCCUGAAAUACCAAAAUCCAUCUCCAACUGCACUUGCUGGGAAAUUGUCACCGAAGAUCGCAACAGCUAUUGUCUUUUGGGACGUGAACGUGAAAUUAUUAAACUCUUUCCCGGAGAAUCUGUUGGCUCCAUAAUACGCAAUCUUUUCGAUAAACCAUUUGAAAGAAUUAUUUUGAUGUCCGUCUCAUAUAAUCACAAAAAUUUGGCCCUUUAUACGAACAAUGGUAUUGUAUGGAUGGGCAGCAUUGAUAUGAAACAAAAAUAUUGUGAAUUUGACACGGGUCGCAAGGAUGUACCGAAACAAAUAGAAUGGAUUAUGAACAUAGAUAAUGAUCAAUCGGAGGCAAUAGUAAUUUCAUAUCCUUCAUUUUUGUUAGCAGUCAAUGUGAAUGGUGAUAAAAAUCUUUUCACCUAUGAUCCGGCCAUAUUUCUGGUGGCUGAAAUGGAUGGUGUUCGCAUUUUGACCAAUACAACACAUGAAAUGAUACAGAAACUACCAAAAUGUGUGCAUAAUAUUUUUGCCAUUAAUAGCCAGGAGCCUUCAAGUUUUUUGUUUGAAGCCCAAAAGAAAUUUCAAGAAAAAUCUCAUCAAGCCGAUGAAUAUUUGAGUUUAUUUCGCGAUCGCAUGAAUGUAGCGGUAGAUGAGUGUGUUGAAGCAGCAGGCUAUGAGUUCUGUACUACCACACAAAAGUGUCUGAUGCGUACUGCAUACUUUGGCAAAGGUUUUAUACCUUCCCACAAUCCAGAUGAAUACAUACGUAUGCUAAGAAUUUUACGAGUGUUGAAUGCUCUGAGAGAUCCACGUAUUGCUAUUCCUUUAACACUAAAACAAUUCCAACACUUGCAUCCGGAAAUUAUUCUAGCGCGUUUGGUUUUUCGUAAAUACUAUGCAAUUGCCAUACAGGUGGCAAAACAUUUAAAACUACCCGAAUCAUGGAUUCUGGAGCAUUGGGCCUAUCACAAAGUGAUAAAUGACAAAAAUGACAUUGAAGUUGCUCGAAAAAUUACCGAAAAAUUUAAAAAUCCAUCUGUCGAGGGUAUAUCCUUUUGCAAUAUUGCAGAGAAGGCACAUAGCGCUGGGCGCGAUGAAUUGGCCAUUAAGUUAUUAGAGCUUGAGCCACGAACAUCGCUACAAGUUCCUUUGCUGCUUAAAUUGGGCAAAUAUAAUCGAGCUGUACAAAGUGCCACGCAAUCGGGUGAUACUGAGCUGGUGGCCACAGUAUUGCUAGAAAUCAAAAAGAAAAUGAUGUUAACCAAUUUCCAUAUGAUAAUACGUGAAUAUCCCAUGGCUUUAAACAUCUACAAAAAAAUCAUGAAUGAAUGGAGUCGCACUGCCUUAUAUGAUAUCUACAAUAGCGAAGAUGAUCAGAAAUCCAUAGCUGAAUACCAUUUUCGCAAUGCUAUCGAGAGUAAUACUUUGGAAUCCAAUCUAUCCAUAAUUGCCAAUAGUUACACACAGGGCAGACGAAACAUAGAAGCUGAACUCUGUUCGGAUACCAGCAAAUUGAUGAAAUUGCAGAAAUCGCUAAACAACAAAUAUUCCAGCAUUUAUGGUCAUGUAACAUUCCUUGGAUUGUCAAUACAUGAAACUAUGGAAAGAUUGCUAGAUUUGGGAGAACUAAAAGAAGCUGAAAAGAUCAAAAGUGAUUUCAAAGUCCCUGAUAGAAGAUAUUGGUGGCUACGAAUUAUCAACUUAUCCAACAAAUACAAAUGGGAAGAUUUGGAGAAGUUUGCCAAAAGCAAAAAAAGUCCCAUAGGCUAUGAGCCAUUUGUGGAAGUCUGCCUAAAGCAGAACAAUUUAACCGAAGCUCGCAAAUACAUACACAAAUGUCGAGAUGAUCGAAAACCUCAUUGGUAUAUAAGAGCUGAGCUUUAUGAAGAAGCUGUGGAUUCUGCAUUUGAACAACGUGAUAUUAAUGCACUGUAUGUGAUUCAACAAAAAGCAAAUUCAUUGGGAAAUCGCCAGCUAUUGGAUAAGAUAAAUACAUAUAUUCCUAUGUUGUCGUCUAAAAAAUAGAAAUAUUCUAUAUAUACAUACAUAUAUGCCAUGUAUAAGUAUUACAUUAAUAAAUUAAAGUUUUAUAAGUAAAUAUUAAAUAUAAUUAAGC